This is a messenger RNA of Peromyscus leucopus (white-footed mouse), 4395 nucleotides long. RefSeq names its product Fas associated factor family member 2 (gene Faf2). NCBI's taxonomy places the organism in Eukaryota, Metazoa, Chordata, Mammalia, Rodentia, Cricetidae. The record is from RefSeq and is a predicted model, not a curated record. The transcript has 12 exons. Bases 228 to 1481 code for a protein of 417 amino acids. Gene Ontology annotation, cellular component: endoplasmic reticulum. Gene Ontology annotation, molecular function: ubiquitin binding.
CAGGAGCGUAGAGGCGGCGGCAAAAUGGCGGCGCCUGAGGAGCAGGAUCUAACUCAGGAGCAGACCGAGAAGCUGCUGCAGUUUCAGGGACAUGUGUGUGCUGUGAAAGGCAGCAGUGUGUAAAUGCUUGCUUGUGAAGACUGAUUCUGGAAUAAGGCUGCCUGGAUUCGAUUCUGCCUUCUCCAGUUACUAACUUUCAGCUCUGGGAUCUGACUGGCAUAGAAUCCAUGGAGCAGUGUCGCCUUGCUUUGGAGCAGCAUAACUGGAAUAUGGAGGCUGCAGUCCAGGACAGACUGAAUGAGCAAGAGGGUGUACCGAGUGUUUUCAAUCCACCUCCGUCCCGACCCCUACAGGUUAAUACAGCUGAUCACAGGAUCUACAGCUAUGUUGUCUCAAGACCACAACCAAGGGGGCUGCUUGGAUGGGGUUAUUACUUGAUAAUGCUUCCAUUCCGGUUUACCUAUUACACGAUACUUGAUAUAUUUAGGUUUGCUCUUCGUUUUAUACGGCCUGACCCUCGCAGCCGGGUCACUGACCCUGUUGGGGACAUUGUUUCAUUUAUGCACUCUUUUGAAGAGAAAUAUGGGAGGGCACACCCUGUCUUCUACCAGGGAACGUACAGCCAGGCACUUAAUGAUGCCAAGCGGGAACUUCGAUUUCUUUUGGUUUAUCUUCAUGGAGAUGACCACCAGGACUCCGAUGAGUUCUGUCGCAACACUCUCUGUGCACCUGAAGUUGUCACACUGAUCAAUAGCAGGAUGCUCUUUUGGGCUUGUUCCACAAACAAACCUGAGGGGUACAGGGUCUCACAGGCUUUACGAGAGAAUACCUAUCCAUUCCUGGCUAUGAUUAUGUUGAAAGAUCGCCGAAUGACUGUGGUGGGACGGCUAGAAGGCCUCAUUCAGCCUGAUGACCUCAUCAACCAGCUGACAUUUAUUAUGGACGCAAACCAGACUUACCUGGUAUCAGAACGCCUGGAAAGGGAAGAAAGGAACCAGACCCAAGUGCUGAGACAACAGCAGGACGAAGCCUACCUGGCUUCCCUCAGGGCGGACCAGGAGAAAGAAAGGAAGAAGAGAGAGGAGCGGGAGAGGAAGCGCCGGAAGGAGGAGGAGGUGCAGCAGCAGAAGCUGGCGGAGGAGAGAAGGCGGCAGAAUUUACAGGAGGAAAAAGAAAGAAAGUUGGAAUGCCUGCCUCCUGAGCCAUCCCCAGAUGACCCUGAAAGUGUCAAGAUCAUUUUCAAGUUACCCAAUGAUUCCAGAGUAGAGAGACGAUUCCAUUUUUCACAGUCUCUAACAGUCAUCCAUGACUUCUUAUUCUCCUUGAAGGAAAGCCCUGAGAAGUUCCAGAUUGAAGCCAAUUUCCCAAGACGGGUCCUGCCCUGUGUCCCUUCAGAGGAAUGGCCCAACCCCCCCACGCUGCAGGAGGCGGGACUCAGCCACACAGAGGUUCUCUUUGUUCAGGACCUGACAGACGAGUGACAGUUUUAUGCCUCCUCCCUCCCACCCCAAUCCCUAAAAGAAAUGGAAAAACAAAAAGAGAGAACAAGAGAUAAAUUCAUAUUAUUAUUAUUAUAAUACAAUAUUUUUUUGAAGAAAACUGCUGCAUCCUAAGGAAGGAUCAGAAACCAUGCUGCCUGCAAGAGUCACAGCCUGUGUGCGUGUGCUAGGCCAGCAAUGAACACACCUGCUCGGCAGACUUACCUUCCCACAGCCUCUACCACACACCUUCCAGUGAAGAGACUUCUCCUCCAACCCAUCCAUUGUCCAAGUGGGGAAGGAGACAUUCCCACUGUCUCUCAUUCAUUCUUGCUUUUCUAGAAAAUACAAAUGGAAACCUCCAUCAACCAGCUACAGCAGCAUCUCCUGAGGAAGAGGGGAAGCCAGUAUGGAAAGGACAGCAGGCUGCCUGCAGUUUACGAAUAACUUUGUUUCUGUUUGUUUUGUAACGAUAAUGACCAAAGGAUUGAGGCUGACCUAGGUGUAUUUUUUUCCUUAAAUUUAUUUGAUAAAGAGCCAAUGCCGUGGGUUCCUUAGCCCAAGGUAGUGUAAUAAAGGUGCCCUGGGCUAAUUUGUGCUUAUGUCUGCCAUUGCCCCUCUCUUAUUCCCAGAGAGGUCAUUUGUUUGGGUACAGUUCUGCCACUUGUGUAUACCAUUUGGAGCAGUGAGAGGAAUUCUGGGUUCGUGACCCACAAAGGCUGUGUGUGUACAGUUUAUACCUGUGUGUGGGGUGUGUGCUCACCUUCACACAUAACUGCAGCUUUUCCUUGGCAUUUGUACCAGGUGGUGGUGGAGAGCUCUGGUUCUUCUCUGCACAUGCUGCUCUUCCCAGCUUUCCUAACUUGUCAAGCUUGGUGCCUUCCCAAAGGACUAGUGGGACCCACCCUUGGGCCCACCGUUCCACCUGCGGGUGCCCGUCCUGUUGGAGUGCAAGUGUGAUAAUGAUGUUUUAAACAUAGAACCAUAGCCGGCAUGGUGGUCACACUUGGAGUCCCAGCAGUGGGAGAGAGAGGAAGUCAGAGCUCUGAUUUUCAGGCCAUCCAGAGCUACAUAGUGAGACCCUGUCUGGAAACAAGGGGAAAUGAGAUUCCCGGCCUGUGUAAGUUGUUGGAAGGCACACUUCGCUCUCUGAUGAGGCCACUUAGCAGAGGCAGCUCUUAGCCUUUCUCCUUUGCCAUGGUGAAGCAGUGGGAGCUUUCUCCUCUAAAUGUCUCGUCUGUGGUUGAGUUCAUGGUAGUGGGUACAUGGUUAGGCCAUGCAUUAACACACACCAGUGUGCACUGACAAGUUUUCCAAAGUGUGGACUAGCUAGACUGAUACAGGCUUCAUACUGCCACCCUUUGAAUUGACUGUAGUCAUUAGUGUACCAUGAAGCAAGGCAUUCCAUUCAAGAGAAAGCAUAGCUUGUGUUGGUCACCUCCAGAAGCCCCUCUUAACUAAAGCCACUGCUCUCUGUAACAGUGUGCUCCUGUUCUCUGUAGCUUUCCACUGUUAGAAUAAGCAUAGUGAGGCUGCCUCAUGGAGUCCUUUGGAAAACCUGAGAAUGUCUGUCCUGUGGCCUUAGUGCAGGGCUCGAAAUUCUACCUUAGGAAACGUUAGCUCUGCUGACUGGCUGCCAGGGCGGGUGAGAAACCACACCUGAUGCCCAACAGCAGAGAUGGGCCUAGAUGGCCCUGAGGUGAAGUCUUGUCAGUGACAGCCCCGCAGAGGGACUUUGUCACCUGAAGCCUCUCUCCCAGUGUGUAGGCUGUCUGCCUGGCACACAGGCAGGUGUACUAUGGAAGUCUUGCUCACACCUGCUUGAGGAAGUUCUGAUUCCCCCCCUUAAUCUCAUUCUGUAACGUGUGCAUUUUAUGCUUCUCACCUUUUGAUAGCUACAAAAAGAUACUAGAGGGCGGAGGAAAACCAGGGGACCUCUGAGGACAGCCUGUUCGUGGACUGGAGGCUUUGUGUGAAGUACCUGCCCAACUCUUGUCAUCUCCCCCCUCCCCUUAGCUUUUUUCUCAGCUUUGGUGGCCCAGGCUGGCCUUGCUCGUCCCCUCCCGCUUCCCACUCUCAUGUGCGGGGCCAUGGGUGUGCACCACCACACCAGGCUCGACAGUGGCUGUGGAACAGUGACAUUUUCCUGCUGCCCUAGUUCUGCUGUCUGGGUGGCAGUUCCCCCUUCCUGGGUGGAAUAGGGAUUUGACAUAGUGCCCUUCAUGCCACACAGUCUGUGACUCCCUAAGACCUGUGAGCCUGAAGAGAUCUAGCUUUUGCUGGUGUCUAAAUUGCUUCUGGGCAAGUCAUGGAUGAUAGAAGCAUUUAUUUCCAGUUCUGUCCCUUGCUCCCCAUGGAAGUAGUCUCAGCUGAAUGGCCAUGGGGAUGACCAGGCAGUGGUGCCUGAGUGAGUUGAAGUUUUGCAGCCUCAGUGGGUCCUGUCUGGUCUUCCUCUGCUGAGUUGUCUGCAGCAGAUAGGUUUUUUUUUUUCCUCCUGGCUUGCUUCCACAUGAGAUAAUAGAGAAGAGAUGGCAAGAGAGUCCUGUCUCUUUAAAACUAGAGUCUCCAACUGAUCAGCUAUUACGAAAAUUGCUAAUGGUGCCAAGGCCAACGAAAGAGUUUCAGAAAUGGACUGAGAAGGAGCAGUAUCCCCCAGAACACAAAGUCAGGUGUCACCCGGUGCUGAACAGGGACCACCACCUUCCAGCUGGUUGGCUUUUCUGUUUGUCUGGGGGAGGUUCUGACUUGAGAAGAACACAGCAACAGAAUAUCCAUCCACAAAAGAUGCAGUGCCCCAUCCUGUGCUGCAGCUGAGUAGUUAACAAUUUCCUGAAGAAAUCUAGUGUACUUCAAAUUUUUUCAUAAAGGUUUACAUUGUAUUGUAGGUUAACAUUAAACGUUUUAUAACAAAAAAUUA